AUGGGAAGCUUGGGGCGCCGAUCACUGUGGCUGGAGGCCUUUGCCUUGUGGAAGGAGAUGCAAUUUCGCUCUUUGGAGUCCGACAUUGUCCUGUGGAACUCGCUGGCAAGCGCUGCCAAUGAUGCUGGCAGGUGGCCACAAGCGCAUGCUCUCUUGAAGCAGGCCCCUGCCGCCAACCUGCCAUUGACUACUGUGUCCCUGACUACGCUGGCACAGAGGCAAUGGUGGGAGUUUUCGCUGCUGCUCUUGCAAACGGCCGAAGACCUCGGUAUGCACACCAGUGCUUUGUGCAAUGCAGCUAUCAGUGCUUGUGCUGCGCAACAACUAUGGCAGCGAGCCGUAUGCCUUUUAAGCUUGGCGCGGAAAGCGAUGUCAUUGCCUUCAGUGCUUGCAUCACUGCCUGUGAAGGAGCGCAUGCGUGGCAAAAUGCGCUGGCCAUUUUCGGCCUUUUAG
Messenger RNA from Durusdinium trenchii, 453 nucleotides. The record is from the annotation of a GenBank genome assembly. NCBI's taxonomy places the organism in Eukaryota, Dinophyceae, Suessiales, Symbiodiniaceae.